Messenger RNA from Tribolium castaneum (red flour beetle), 1183 nucleotides. It is a transcript of the gene Chi-2, whose product is annotated as chitinase 2. Gene Ontology annotation, biological process: carbohydrate metabolic process; chitin catabolic process. The record is from RefSeq and is marked provisional. Gene Ontology annotation, molecular function: chitin binding; chitinase activity. Gene Ontology annotation, cellular component: extracellular region. Lineage: Eukaryota; Metazoa; Arthropoda; Insecta; Coleoptera; Tenebrionidae.
GCAAACACCAAGAUGUUUGCCAAGUUUUGGGUUUUUUUGGCUCUUUUUUGCCUCCACGUCCAGCACAGCCAUGGUGCCACAGACAAAGUAAUUUGCUACGUUGCCAGUUGGGCGAUUUACCGCCCUGACAAGGGCGAGUACCACCCAAAAAACAUCGACCCGAACAUAUGCACCCACAUUAACUAUGCUUUCCUGGGCGUUUACCCCAAUGGUACUCUCCAAAUGAUCGACGAAUGGGGCGACAUUGAAAAAGGAAAUUUCGCCGAAGUCGAAGCUUUGAAAGAAAUCAAUCCAAACUUGAAAACAAUAAUCAGCAUAGGAGGCUGGAACGCCGGAAACGCCAUUUUGGCGCCGAUCGCCGCCUCACCGGAACUCAGAGCCAACCUGAUUGCCAGCUCUUUCGAGUACUUCGAGAAAUACGGCUUCAACGGGCUGGACAUCGACUGGGAAUAUCCGGAGGCCAAAGACAAAGAAAAUUUCAUAACUCUCCUCCGAGAGAUCAAGGAGGCGUUCCAGCCCAAAGGUCACCUUCUGACCAUCGCCGUGUCGGCGAUUCCCAUCGACGACGCCUACGACAUUCCCGGCAUGUCCGAGAACGUGGACGUCAUCAACCUCAUGACCUACGACUUCCAUAUACCUGGGGGCGGCAUCGCUGCCGAAAACUCGCCCCUUUAUUGGGGUGGUGCGGACACCCCAUGGCAGAGAGAAUACGAAAACGUCAACUCGACGGUGGUCAACUGGGUCAAUGCUGGGGCAGACCCAGGGAAGCUUACCAUCGGGUUGGCCUUCUACGGGCACACUUUCCAGCUGGCUGAUCCGGCCCAGCACGACCUGGGGGCGCCUGUCAUCGAUGCGGGAAUGUCGGGGCCCUACACCAAGGGCUACGGGGUCAUGGGUUUCAACGAGAUUUGUGAAUUUACGGGUGAUUGGACGCGGGUGUUUGACGACCAGCAGAAGGUGCCAUAUAAGUAUAAGGACGACCAGUGGAUUGGGUAUGACGAUGAGGAGUCGGUGGCUUUGAAGGUUCAGUUUGCCAAGGACCAUAAUAUGGCAGGGCUUAUGAUUUGGACGGUCGAUAUGGACGAUUUCUUGGGCCUGUGUGGGCCGAAGAACGGGCUACUUGAAGUGAUUAAGCAAAAUUUGUAAUAAGUUAAUUACUUUUUUCAAAGAAUAAAUUACUUUA